AUGACCAUCACUGAGUUUCUGGCCUUAGUUGAGAAGGAAAAAGUUGUUGAGCGGUUGAAAGGUGGCAACUGGGUGACGAAGACUACUGAGGGACCAAAGUACAGGAAGUUUGCUAAAGGUUUGAAGCAUGAGUUGAAGAGGGUGGUGGUGCCUAUGACCAUCACUGAGUUUCUGGCCUUAGUUGAGAAGGAAAAAGUUGUUGAGCGGUUGAAAGGUGGCAACUGGGUGACGAAGACUACUGAGGGACCAGUUGGGUCCAAGAGAGGUGGAGCUACUACUCUUAGAUGUUACAGAUGUAGUGGACCCCACUUCAUUCGUGAUUGCCCUCAUACUGAGAGCAAGUGUUUCAGAUGUGGCCAGAUGGGCCAUGUGUCGAUUAGUUGUCCUUUAGGUGCUAGACAGACCAGGGAUACUCUGAGAGGUGAUAGACCUACUGCAACUAGGAGGGUGUUUGCCUUGACUGGGGCUGAAGCUUCCACUUCAUCUGAUCUAGUGAAAGGGAAGGGUAAAGCUACUAGUAAGGAUGUGAUGAUACUAUUAUUUGACUCGGGGGCCUCCCAUUCAUUUAUUUCAUAUGCUUGUGUUGAGAGGUUGAGAUUGCCUGUAUGUACCUUGGGGUUGAGAUUGCUUGUGUCUACUCCUGCUUCUGUUUAUGUGGUUGCUUUCUAA
Molecule: messenger RNA, 669 nt
Organism: Cajanus cajan (pigeon pea)
Lineage: Eukaryota; Viridiplantae; Streptophyta; Magnoliopsida; Fabales; Fabaceae
Source: RefSeq, a predicted model, not a curated record